This is a messenger RNA of Phaedon cochleariae (mustard beetle), 1461 nucleotides long. NCBI's taxonomy places the organism in Eukaryota, Metazoa, Arthropoda, Insecta, Coleoptera, Chrysomelidae. The record is from the annotation of a GenBank genome assembly.
AUGCUGUCAUUGGUGGUAUUGUCCAUUGCAUUCGGAUCCGCCUUGGCCGUGACAAACAAUAGCAACUCGCCUUUUUGCAAACUUUGUAUCUGCUCAUGGAACCACGAAGGAACAUACACCAACGUGUCUUGUACCAAACCAAUCCCGAAUUACGCCUUUGAGAACUCUUCCUGGAUAGAGAACGACUCCAACAAGCCCUACGAGUAUACUGCUGUCUCUUUCCAGAACAACCAUUUCAAUAACUUGUCUUAUGUUUUCCCGCGGUCGAAUCUCAUCUACUUCAAUUUGGCACACAAUGAUAUUUUCAGGAUAUCCGACAGUGUUUUCAGGAAUUUACAGAACAUGGUCGUGCUGAUUCUGAGCUAUAAUGAUUUGGAAAUCAUACAUCCUGAUGCUUUCAAAGGCGUAUAUAUGGAAACGAGAUAUGAGCCUUUGAGAAGUUUGAAAGAACUUAGAUUGGACCAUAACAAACUCCACACAUUGAAUCAGGAUAUGUUCGAACAUACCACCGAUAUUGAAAUCCUGGAUUUGAGUCACAACCCAAUCGAAAUCAUAGAUGAUCAUACAUUGCUAGCUAUAGAUAGCUUGGCUUUCUUGAAGGAGUUGUAUCUGCAGUAUACGGAAUUGAAGACAUUGCCAGAUAAUUUGUUACAUACACCAAAAUAUUUGAAGGUUCUUGAUUUAUCCGGAAAUACAAGGAUCAACAAAAUUCCAGAUACAAUAGCGCAGGCUGGUAAUUUGGAAAAACUAUUUUUGAAUAAUACUGGUUUCAUCAACUUGACCCAGGAAAGUGGAUUUCCCAAAUUGAAGAACCUGAAGGUGCUCCACUUAUGCCGCAAUCAACAUCUUAGUCACAUCGAGAAACAUUCCUUGUGUAAUUUGGUGAAUUUGGAAGAGCUGUACUUGUGUGACAAUAUUGAUCUCACUUAUAUCGACCCAAUGGCUUUAGCUUUGCCAAUGAAAAGUGGUGGCAGUUCAGUUUGGCCUCCAAUUAAAAAACUUUAUAUUGGUAACAACAAAUUAGCUUACCUGGAUAGUGAUAUAAUCGCCAGAUGGGAUAGUCUUUCAGAACUGGAUAUCAGAGAUAACCCGUGGACUUGUGAGUGUGAAAAUCAGUGGUUGAUAGACGAUUUGGUGCCUCGCUCUUUGAAAAUCAACGAAAAUAUGACCAAGGAAAUAAGGUGUGCUGCUCCAAUUGAAAUGAAACAGUACACUUUCUAUGACCUUUAUGAGAAAAAGAGUCAUAUGAGAUGUUUGGACAUGUAUGGGGCUACACCUGAAAAGGAUGCAGCCAUACUUGUUGGCGUAUUGGCAGGUGUUCUGAUUACCAUUCCAGUAAUUUUGUUCUUGUUGUUAGCUUACCAACGUCGAUGGUUUUCUGUUUUUGGAUUUUGCGAUAAUUCUCCGGCAGCUUACUCCAGAAGGUUUUAUAAAGCUAGUGCAACAGAUGACAAUUUUUAA